Molecule: messenger RNA, 2014 nt
Organism: Chenopodium quinoa (quinoa)
Lineage: Eukaryota; Viridiplantae; Streptophyta; Magnoliopsida; Caryophyllales; Amaranthaceae
Product: E3 ubiquitin-protein ligase RHF2A-like
Exons: 9
Coding region: 328-1485 (385 amino acids)
Molecular function (GO): ubiquitin-protein transferase activity
Source: RefSeq, a predicted model, not a curated record
UGACCUAGCUUUAAAACUCCGUGGGUUUAAACACCGCGUUUUAAGAUUUUCUGUAAUAAAAAAUUGAAUAUAUAGAAAGAAAUAAAAACAAAAAAAAAAAUGAAAAGAAAAAAGAUGAACUAAAGUAGACUAGUCUUCCUUUUCUCUUCCACUAUUCAUCCUCUCCAUAUUCCUCAUUUCUUCCAUUUUCUCUCUCCUCCCUUCUUUCUCUCUCUAGGGUUUCUAUCCUUCAAUCCAUUUGUUUUCAUCUAUACGAUCUGUAUCUGAAUUUCAAUUGAAGUUUCUCAAUCGAUUAUCUUGCCCUAAUUUUAUCAGUAAUUUGAGUUGAUGGAGGUUCCAAUGGAGGAGAACAAGAAGUUGGAGGAGGCGAAAUUAACGUCGGCUGCCGCGUUCGUAGAAGGCGGCAUUCAAGAAGCUUGUGAUGAUGCUUGUAGUAUUUGUCUUGAGGAGUUUUGUGAUAGUGAUCCUUCGACGGUGACGGGAUGUAAGCACGAGUUUCAUCUGCAGUGUAUUCUCGAAUGGUGCCAGAGAAGUUCUCAGUGCCCAAUGUGUUGGCAGCCUAUCAGCUUGAAGGAUCCUACAGGCCAAGAAUUGUUAGAUGCUGUAGUACAGGAGAGAAACAUCAGGCUUAACCCACCGAGAAAUGCAGCAAUAUUUCACCAUCCAGCGCUAGGCAAUUUUGAGAUACAGCAUUUGCCUGUUGGUGUUAAUGAUGCUGAAUUGGAGGAGCGCAUAAUUCAGCACUUAGCUGCUGCUGCUGCUAUGGGCCGUGCUCGUCAUUUUGCUAGAAGAGAAGGCCACAGAGGAAGAUCUUCAAAUCAAGGCCGUCCACAUUUUCUGGUGUUCUCUGCUCAACCUGAUGGCCAGACUGGUUCUGUCUCUCUUCCUGAAGGAGGGCAGGCUGAAUCUACUCCAGCCAGUUCAGCUGUUACGCCUUCAUUGCUCAGAAUUGGAGGAGAAGCAUCGCCGCAUCUAUCCUUGCCUAAUUAUUCAAGCCACACAGACAUGGUUUCUGCCUCUGGAACUAGUGCCGGCCGUGCAUCACCCUCAGACAGUGGUUCUCCCAGUCAAUCUUCACCAAGAAGUCAAGAUAGAGCAGGUCCAUCUGAUCUCCAAACGUUUUCAGAAACUCUCAAGUCUCGGCUUAAUGCGAUGUCUUCUAGGUACAAAGAGUCUAUCUCCAAGAGUACAAGAGGGUGGAAGGAAAGGUGGUUUUCCCGCAAUUCUCCUAUGACUGAUAUUGGUUCUGAAGUAAGGAGAGAAGUGAAUGCUGGAAUUGCAACUGUGUCUAGAAUGAUGGAACGUCUGGAAACUAGGGAUGAUGAGAGACCCAGCAAUGAAUCUGUAUCUGACAGUUCUGAGAGCAGUCAAGCUCGAGACCCUGUUACCGAACAUGAGGUCGACUCAGUUGCAUCUCCUGAAGAGAAUCAUUUGAGUGACAACAGGACGCAAGCAGCAUGUGCUGCACAUUCUGGUUCUGAAUGAGGAUAAUGUUGGCCAUUGCAUCAACUUAUAGUGUUAGAUGUUGAAGAUACAGUUCCUGCGCGAUCGGGUGGAUGCUAUGAUUUUGAUGCUUUUGUCUCAAUAGCAGACUAGUAGGUAAUUUCCGUGUAUGGAAAAUGUCUUUUGUAAUUGUGAUAUGAAGAGAUAAUAAUAAAAAAAUACAUAGAGAUUCAUCCGAGCUUGUUAAAGAUGGUACCUCGAGUACGUGAUUGUAAAUUAUAUGUUUGUAUCUCGACCUAAAUUAUGAAAAUAUUUGCUGGCCAUGAUCUACUUGAGAUGGCUCGUACGGGGUUGAAGUACAAUUCCGUGGGCAUGUUUCACGCAUCUUACUUGUGUGCUGGAGAGAUCUCCAUAUCAUUAUUUGCGGUGCCCUCUUUCCAUUGAAUAUAAUCUAUAGAAUUCUAGUAGCAGAUCAAAAGAUGACUUUUUUAUGAGAUUGAUGGUCGACAUGAUAUUUGAUUAUAUAUUCCGUGUAUUUAAUGCGAUUCGCAGAGUAUGAAAUGUUUGGUAA